AUGAACAUCUGCAGCUGGAAUGUGAGGGGUAUGAAUGACCCCAGUAAGGUUGGAGAUAUUAAGAACUUUGUUAAUGUCAAUCAAAUCAGUGUAGUUGCUCUCAUUGAGACUAGAGUUAAGUUGAAGAAUAGUAGCAAAAUCCAGAAUAAGUUUGGGGCUCAAUGGCAUUGGGUUUCUAACUAUGAUCAUUCUGAUAGGGGGAGAAUAUGGAUUGGUUGGAAGCAUAGGGUGGUAACAUUCACAGUGGUGUACAAGUCUGAACAGAUUAUUCAUGGGAUAGUGUCAGCUAAAUCAGCUAACUUCACUUCUGGUUUUACAGCAGUGUAUGGUCUUCAUUCCAUUGAAACCAGAAGACCAUUGUGGAGAGAAUUGAGUAGUUUAAGUGCCCUUAAUAAUCUAGCUUGGUUGGUGAUGGGGGAUUUUAAUUCUGUUCUCUAUUCUGGGGAUAGAGUGAAUGGGCAUGAGGUGCAUAGAAUUAGUUCAAGAAUUGAUAGAGCUUUUGGCAAUUCCUGUUGGCAAGGUACUUACUCUGAUGUGGUGGUUGAUUACAUGAAUCCUGGGUUGUCAGAUCACACUCCGCUGGUGAUGAAUUAUAAGGUGAAUAUGAAGAAGGGAGGUAGACCAUUCAAGUUCUUUAAUUACAUGGCAGAUCAUCCCCAAUUUUUCCAAGCUGUGCAGAAAGGUUGGGAGAAGAAUACAACAACUUCAGCAAUGCAGAAUGUAUGGAGCAAGCUUAAAGCAGUUAAAGUAGAACUUAAAGCUCUACACAAACAGGAAUUUGCUCAAUUAGAAACUAACAUUGAGAAAUGCAGAAGGGACUUGGAAAUGGCUCAAUCUAUCAGCAUUGCUAAUCCUGAUGAUAGUGUUGUUCAGGAAAAGGAGAAAGAGUGUGUGGCAAAGCUUAAAUUGUUUCUGAAAGUUCAAGAAAGUGCAUAUAGGCAGAAGUCUAGAAUUCAGUGGCUUCAGCUAGGGGAUUCUAACUCCAAAUUCUUCUUCAGUUCCAUGAAGGAGAGGUAUGCCAUUAAUAGCACUGAUGUUUUAUAUGAUGAUCAUGGUACAAAGCUGACAACUGAGGCUGACAUUCAGACUGAAAUUAAAAACUUUUAUGGCAAGUUGAUUGGCUCUGUUGCAGCUUCUCUAACUGGUAUUGAUGUUCCUAUUGUUAGACAUGGGAUUCAAUUGAGUGCUGCUGAUGCAGACUCCCUCAUUAUUCCUAUUUCUGACUUGGAAAUUGAUACUGCUAUUAAGGGAAUCAAUGUGAAUAAAGCUCCUGGUUUGGAUGGUUUUAACAGUCUCUUUUUUCAUAAAACCUGGAAUAUUGUGAAAGCUGACAUUUACAAUGCAAUCAGAGAAUUCUUUGAUACUGGUGUUCUGCUGAAGCCAAUUAAUAACACUGCAGUAACUUUGAUUCCAAAGAUUCAGAAUGCCUCCACUGUGAAAGAUUUCAGACCCAUAGCUUGUUGCUAUGUGGUUUAUAAAAUCAUUUCAAAGAUCUUAACAGCAAGAAUGCAAGGUGUAAUUGGGAAGUGCCUUGGUUCUGUCUCUUAUUCUAUCCUAGUGAAUGGAUUUCCUACCAAACCAAUUCCAGCAAAGAAAGGUUUGAGGCAAGGGGACCCCAUAUCCCCUUAUCUGUUUGCUAUAGAUGAUCUGCUGAUGUUUGCUAGGGCUGAUAUUCCUUCUGUGUCUGCUAUUUUUCAAGCUUUUACUAAAUUCUCAAAAGCUUCUGGUUUGGAAGCUAAUUUGCAUAAGAGUGAUGUGUAUGUUGCUGGUGUAUCUGAUACUGCUGCUAGUCAAAUUGUUGAUUCUUUGGGCAUAGCUAAAGGCUCAUUUCCUUUUACGUAUUUGGGGGUCCCACUUACUACUAGGAAACUUAAUUAUAAUGAUUGCAAGCCUUUGAUUGAAAAAACAGUUGCUAGAAUCAAAAUUUGGGCUACUAAGUUUCUGUCUUAUGCUGGAAGACUGCAACUAGUUGAAGGAAAUAAUGCCCUCGGUAAUGAAGGGUCAGCAAGAGCUCCUGUUGCUUGGGAAAGUUUAUGUUUGCCCAAGUCAUGUGGAGGGUGGAAUUUGAAGGACUUAACUGUUUGGAACAAGGCAGCUGUGUUGAAGCACUGCUGGGCUUUGUCAAUAAAGCAAGACAGAUUAAGGAUCAAGUGGAUGCAUACAUACUAUGUGAAACAUCAUAACUUCAGGACUAUGCAAGUUCCUAAUGGGCUUACAUGGUCUAUGAGGAAAAUUUGGGCACAUAGAGAAGUGUUUGUGGAUUCUGGGGAAAUUGAUCAGGUGUGGAGUUCUGUGUUGAGCAAAAUUGGAGUAGACAGAACAAUUCAGACCUGGCAAGGGGAGAUUGAUUGGGAAGCAAAGAAGAGCAGAGGUACAAAGCCAAGAGACAAAAUCUGCAGUAUGGCAUUUGUGGAAACAGUUUACAAUAUCUGGCUACAAAGAAACUCUAAAGUUUUUAAAAACAUUAUUGAUUCUGUUGAUGUAACUAGCUCUAGGAUUGUUUUCCUUAUUGCUUGUAGAUGUGAUGAUCAGAUGAGGAAGUGUUUGAUUUGA
This is a messenger RNA of Spinacia oleracea (spinach), 2553 nucleotides long. RefSeq lists its product as uncharacterized. Gene Ontology annotation, molecular function: catalytic activity. The transcript has 6 exons. The record is from RefSeq and is a predicted model, not a curated record. Bases 1 to 2553 code for a protein of 850 amino acids. Lineage: Eukaryota; Viridiplantae; Streptophyta; Magnoliopsida; Caryophyllales; Amaranthaceae.